Messenger RNA from Orussus abietinus, 1362 nucleotides. Its product is annotated as QRFP-like peptide receptor. The record is from RefSeq and is a predicted model, not a curated record. The transcript is spliced from 4 exons. Gene Ontology annotation, biological process: G protein-coupled receptor signaling pathway. NCBI's taxonomy places the organism in Eukaryota, Metazoa, Arthropoda, Insecta, Hymenoptera, Orussidae. Bases 1 to 1131 code for a protein of 376 amino acids. Gene Ontology annotation, cellular component: membrane. Gene Ontology annotation, molecular function: G protein-coupled receptor activity.
AUGUUCGGAAUCCCGGAAUCCGAUUUGACUGUCUUCGAUCCGGAAACGAGGGUAGCGUUUCAGAUUCUUAUUUGGCCGAUCGUUAUCGCGGGGGUGGUCGCAAAUUUCGGGGUCGUGUGGCGCAUUUAUCGCGCCGAGUACCGAAAUGCGGCUUUGAAGAUCUUUUAUCGGGGGGCUCUUUUAUCAAUGGCCAUGUCGGAUGUCCUCUUGCUGACCACUUCCGGCUUGAACACCCUGACCGUCGCCCGACAAGGCAUCAUCUUGUGGUUACUUCCGGAAUGCAUGUGCACGGUUUUGCCGUACCUGCAAACAGUUGCAGUGCUGGUUGGCUCCUUGACCCUGGCAGGAAUUGCAGCAGACAGGUACAGCUCGAUGAAGUCGAACUUCCCGUCGUCGGUGAUGACAAAAUGGCCGUGCGCAGUCGGCUUCGUCCUCCUCAUCUGGUGCAUCGCUGCAGCGACUUCGUACCCGGUUUUACGGAUCUACAAGACGUACACGAUCCUCGUAAUCAACGGAUCCUCUCGUUACAGGUCGCAAUUAUGCGUGGUCGACCGAUCCUCCGGCACGGCCAUUUACACGAUACUUUUCGCCGUGAUUUUCCUUCCACUGGGGAUUACUUUCGUCACGAUCCACCUGUUACUCGCGUUUAACAUCUGGGAGAGAAGAAAUCCAGGUGGGGACUCGCGACACGCGACCGGCGACUCGCAAAUCACCGAAUCGGCGACAGCCUCAACAGGUGUCAGUCGGUCAGGGUCGGCCAGCAAGAGGAAGAAGGUCUGCCCGGCACAUGUUCUUAGGAAGAAGAGGAUCAUCAAAGUGAUUCUUCUCCUGAUAAUUGUCUUCGCCGUGUGCAGACUUCCGAUUUGGAUAUUCCUCCUCUACAAACUGAACGUGACAUUGAGCGGCAUGUUCUGGUGGCACUUGCAGGUCGUCUUGUCGACAUUGUCGUUCAUCGGCGCGGCCGUUAAUCCGUUUCUCUACGCGUUUCUAAACGAAACUCUGUCCCUGGUUUCCUGGCUGAAGUACUGGUUCUCGAGAAAGGACAAUUUCGACGUCACCACGGCGAAUCGCGAAAAUAAGGACAUCGGCAUCGGCACCGUAAAGAUACCGCGAGGUCCUUAUUCCCCAUGAUUCAAGUAUUACAUUUUUUAUAGAGUAUUUUUUAUACACGUUCCUCGUUAUUAGAGAUAAUUAAUCGAAGAAAAGAACUCGUGCGAAAAUUCGGCGACCUUAAGGCAAAAAUGUAUUUGGCGCGAAAAGCUGCCCAAGGGACGUAAAGUUGAAAACACGGUAAGUUACGCGAAAAACGAUAAAAAAAAUUCCAAGUACGAAAUAUCGGCUCGUUUUCAAACAAAGCGAUAA